AUGGCUCUUACACUUCGUUCUUCAAUUUCUUUCAUGAGUAAAAGAGAGACAAGAGUCUUAAAAUCUCUUGAUGAUUUUUCCUCCAACAAAGUUUCUUGUCCAAAAACCAAACAUUCUGGUCACAAACUCAUAAUAAAGAGUUCAAUGCAAGAAACACAUUUCACAACGGAAAACAACAACUCAGCAGUUAAGAAAGACACGAAAUGGGAGAGGACUCACACGCCAUCGGUCACACAUAACCACGACGCUAAUUCGAAUAGCGUACCGGUGUUUGUGAUGCUUCCAUUAGACACAGUGACAAUGGGAGGACACUUGAAUAAAGCAAGAGCAAUGAAUGCUAGUUUGAUGGCACUGAAAAGUGCUGGAGUUGAAGGAGUAAUGGUUGAUGCUUGGUGGGGUUUGGUCGAAAAAGAUGGUCCUAUGAAGUAUAACUGGGAUGCUUAUGCUGAGCUUGUGCAGAUGGUGCAGAAACAUGGUUUGAAGCUUCAGAUUGUUAUGUCUUUUCAUCAAUGUGGUGGAAAUGUUGGUGACUCUUGCAGCAUUCCUCUACCACCGUGGGUGCUAGAAGAAAUCAGGAACAAUCCUGAACUGGUUUAUACGGACAAAUUAGGGAGGAGGAAUCCCGAAUACAUAUCGUUGGGAUGUGAUUCAGUGCCGGUUCUAGCAGGAAGAACUCCACUUCAGGUCUACUCGGAUUACAUGAGAAGCUUUCGUGACAGAUUCGCCGAUUAUUUGGGCAAUGUUAUCAUAGAAAUUCAAGUGGGACUUGGUCCUUGUGGUGAGCUGAGAUAUCCAUCUUAUCCUGAAACUGAUGGAACAUGGAAGUUUCCAGGAAUUGGAGAAUUUCAAUGCUAUGACAAGUAUAUGAGAUCUUCAUUGGAAGCAUCAGCGGAGGCAAUUGGGAAGAAAGAAUGGGGAACAAGUGGACCUCAUGAUUCAGGUCAAUACAAUCAAUAUCCAGAAGAUACCGGAUUUUUCAAAAGAGAAGGAACAUGGAACACAGAAUAUGGAGACUUUUUCCUUGAUUGGUACUCAAGCAAACUUGUUGAACACGGCGAAAAGAUUCUCGUAUCAGCCAAAAGCAUAUUCCAAACGACCGGUGCGAAACUAUCAGCCAAAAUAGCCGGAAUUCAUUGGCAUUACAAUGCAAGAUCCCAUGCAACUGAAUUAACAGCAGGUUACUAUAACACAAGGUACCAUGAUGGUUAUUUACCAAUAGCGCAAAUGCUAGCGAAACACGGAGUCAUAUUGAAUUUCACAUGCAUGGAAAUGAAGGAUAGGGAACAACCUGAUCAUGCAAAUUGUUCGCCUGAAGGAUUGGUUAAUCAAGUGAAGAUGGCAACAAAGAUUGCAGGUGGUGAACUUGCUGGUGAGAAUGCUUUAGAGAGAUAUGAUUCAAGUGCUUAUGGACAAGUUUUGGCAACAAGUGGAUUAAGUGCUUUUACUUAUUUGAGAAUAAAUAAGAGGUUGCUUGAAGGUGAAAAUUGGAGGCAGUUUGUGGAUUUUGUUGUGAGUAUGUCUGAUGGUGGUAAACAUAGGCUUUCAGAAGCUGAUUCUUAUGGGACUGAUCUUUAUGUUGGACAUAUCAAAGGUAUUAAGGAGAGUGAUGUUAUAAUAGAGAUUGCUCUUGUGUGA
This is a messenger RNA of Lathyrus sativus (Indian pea), 1635 nucleotides long. Lineage: Eukaryota; Viridiplantae; Streptophyta; Magnoliopsida; Fabales; Fabaceae. The record is from the annotation of a GenBank genome assembly.